Messenger RNA from Paramecium pentaurelia, 318 nucleotides. Lineage: Eukaryota; Ciliophora; Oligohymenophorea; Peniculida; Parameciidae. The record is from the annotation of a GenBank genome assembly.
AAUGGCAAGAGGUACACCAGCAAUCGGUAAAAGACACUAAAAGACUCAUACUUUCUGUAAGAGAUGUGGUAGAUAAACAUUCCACAUUUAAAAAAACAGAUGUGCAUCAUGUGGAUAUCCAGCUGCUAGAUUAAGACUCUGUAUUAAUAUAAAUUAAUACAAUAUUAGACAGUGGAUGGGGUGAAAAGGUAGCUAGACGUAGAUCAACUGGAACAGGAAGAAUGAGAUAUUUGAAAUCAAUUGCCAGAAGAGCAAAGAAUGGUUUUAGAGCAGGAACUUAAGCAUAACCAAAAGUUAAAAAUACAUAGAAAAAGUGAU